GAACAAUGUCUCAACACCUGCAAGAACCUUGAUCAAAACGAAAUAUUACUAUCUACAAAAGGACUUCACAUUGAUACAGUUGAUUGUUCGCUGAUUCGAGAGUGCUCAGUAUUCUACUUCCUGGUGUUCAUUGUAACACGGUUUGCUUGACUCGGAUCUCCAUCUUUCGCAUCGAUACGGAAGGCAUGGAUGUCUUCAACGCCUACGCCUACGGGUCUAGUGCAUGGCUAGCACUCAAGGGCUUCGCUCUACUCGGAGCUCCUAAGCUGGUCGUAACCUUACUGGUAGGUGAAAACCGGGGUCAUGCUACAGAGCUUGAAAUCUAUUUAUCCCGUUCCUUCGGACUCGCCUUGCUUGCAAUUGCCCUACUGACGAUUAUGAUGACUGGCUCCAUUCCCUUGACGUCUCAGACCGAUGUCAAAUCCAGCGAUACCGAGGACACUGACCCUAGAGCUCCCUAUGCUUUCUCGGCUUUACUCAUUACGACCCUGCUCCAUGGCGUGCUGGCCUUCUACGAUUAUGCUUGGUACAUCUCUGAUAGCCAGUCGGGGCUAGCAUUGGGUAUGGUCGGCUCGACUAUCAUAGCUGCUAUGGGAGUCUGGUGUAUUCUUUUCGGCACGACCAAAGGUCGUGUCAGCCGCAAGACAGGCGCGGAUAAGAGGACGUCUGGGUUUCCGUUCAAGAACGCAGAGGCAGACAAGAGGCACGCGGGAAGGAAGGCGUUGUAGGCUAUCGACAAAGGAUAUCCAAGUGUUUUAUUCUAUCUUCUCAUUGCUCAUAACUCUAUUAUGCAAGUGGAAAGUUGACACCCUCCGAACACUGUGUGCGGGAUAUACUAUACGGCUGUGAAGUUUAUACAAACUCAUACAGUCUUUCAAAACAUAGGCUGUAUUCACCGCGUUACCCUAUCUCU
Talaromyces proteolyticus is the source of this 913-nucleotide messenger RNA. RefSeq lists its product as uncharacterized. Lineage: Eukaryota; Fungi; Ascomycota; Eurotiomycetes; Eurotiales; Trichocomaceae. The coding region runs from base 186 to 728 and encodes 180 amino acids. The record is from RefSeq and is a predicted model, not a curated record. The transcript has 3 exons.